Lontra canadensis (Northern American river otter) is the source of this 1644-nucleotide messenger RNA. It is a transcript of the gene ARL13A, whose product is annotated as ADP ribosylation factor like GTPase 13A. The transcript has 10 exons. Gene Ontology annotation, cellular component: non-motile cilium; ciliary membrane. The coding region runs from base 149 to 1186 and encodes 345 amino acids. Gene Ontology annotation, molecular function: GTP binding; GTPase activity. NCBI's taxonomy places the organism in Eukaryota, Metazoa, Chordata, Mammalia, Carnivora, Mustelidae. Gene Ontology annotation, biological process: receptor localization to non-motile cilium; non-motile cilium assembly. The record is from RefSeq and is a predicted model, not a curated record.
GCAGGCAACUGAGCUGUAUUAAUCUGGCAAGAAGGCUAGAAAGCUCAACACACCUUCCUAUUACUCUACAUAUCUUAUGUCUUUCAUCCAAAAAGAACCAAUUUCUAAUCAGAUAAAUAAUUAACCACCUCAAGAACCAAGCUGAGUCAUGUUUCGGCUGCUGACCUCUUGCUGGUCUCGGCUAAAGACAACUGAAGAGACACGAAGGAAUGUGACCAUCAUUAUCAUUGGAUUGGACAACUCAGGCAAAACUGUUCUUGUGGAGGCUUUCCAAAGAUUACUUCCCAGUAGAAUGGACAAUUGUAUGAAACCUGAACUGAUUACACUCUUGCUGGAUGAGUAUGAAGUUUCCAUCUAUGACCUGAAUGGAGACAUGAAGGGCCGAGAAAUCUGGCCAAACUACUAUGCACAGGCACAUGGACUUGUUUUUGUCCUGGAUUCCAGUGACUUAGGCCGCAUGCAAGAAGUGAAGAUCAUCAUGACACAUCUGCUGGCUGAUAAAAGAGUGGCAGGGAAACCUCUCCUACUCCUGGCAAACAAACAAGACAAGAAGGAUGCCCUCCUACCUUGUGAUAUUAUUGAAUAUCUACUCCUAGAAAGGCUAGUGAAUGAGAACAAGUCCCUGUGCCGAGUGGAACCCUGUUCAGCCAUCAAAAACCUACAAAAAAGGAACCAUCAGCCCAUAAUUGAAGGGCUGCGCUGGCUAUUAGCUGCCAUUGGGGAUAAGUAUGAUGAGCUGUGUACUCGCCAACAGGCACUCACCUUGAGCAUCCCAACCUCCAAGGGCAUCAGAGACUCUGGGGAAAGAUGCUCAUCAGACAGCUUUGCUACCAGGAUGGGAAUGUCCAAAGAAAAAAGACAUCAUCUAGGACAACACUCAGUGGAAGCUAGGCCCCUAAAACCAAUCCUACAGAAAGAAGGUAUAAGAUUAAGGCCUAAAAAGAAUAUAUCAGUAACAUUUGCUUUAGAUGAACCCAUGGAGGAAGGUGAAUGCUCUGGUGGAAACAGAACUUGGAACACUACUGAGCUUUGCUACAAUCAAAGUGAUGACUUGCAGACCCCAGCUCCAAUUGUCAAUGAUCUUUUUGAAGAACCCAAGGCAAAAAAAAAGCUGGAGACAUGGGACACAGAAGAGAUGUUACUGGAAAAUCCCUGUGAAGAAGCCUUUGGAUCCUGUGACUUUUAACAGAGUACAAGAGAAAAAUGGAGGGAAAUAAAAAAAAAUCUCCUAUCAUUCCCUCAGUAAAUAGGCUCAUCUCUAAGAACCAUCAGGACUGCUCAGUUUUUUCAUUUCUAUUUGUUAAUACCACUAAAGUCCCCCCUACCUACAACUCCACCUACUUUAACACCACAUCCCUGUGGACUCCCAUUGUUCCUACCAUCUGUCAAGUGAAGCUUACACCUGCCCCAAGAGGCUCAAGAAAAGUUAGGCGGCAUCCAUUUGAGAACGAAGAUGCUUUUGGCAAAGAAGAACAGAGAUGUUACGUCUCUGCCCCUGGGUGCUCCUCAUGAAGCCCAUGAACAAUAAGUCAUGGGUGACCAACUGAAAUUGAGCCUUAGAAGUAAAGCGUCAGGUUGGAAUUCCAUUCUCCACCCCUGAGGUUCUUGGGUGUAAGGGGACUGGUAGAAAUAAAUAGAACUUCG